AUCCUAAUCGUUAAACCACUGAAAGCAGGCUUCGGCGCUCAGAAAUUGCCUUGCGAAAUCACUCGCGGAGAAGCAAAAAGGCGAACACGGCCAAAACCAACGGCAUGGCGAGUUACGGUGACAGUGACGUCGUUAACCGGGAUGCUUUCCGUCAAGCCGUCGUUAACACCCUCGAACGCCGUCUCUUCUACGUUCCGUCGUUUAAGAUAUAUGGUGGUGUUGCCGGGCUUUACGAUUACGGGCCACCUGGCUGCGCCGUUAAGUCUAACGUCCUAGCAUUCUGGCGUCAGCAUUUUGUGUUGGAAGAGAAUAUGUUGGAAGUGGACUGCCCAUGUGUAACGCCAGAAAUUGUGUUGAAAGCGUCGGGUCAUGUGGAUAAAUUCACUGACCUUAUGGUGAAAGAUGAAAAAACGGGAACUUGUUUCCGCGCCGACCAUUUGCUUAAGGAUUUUUGCAAAGAUCAGCUGGAGAAGGACAUUAAUGUGACAGCAGACAAGGCUGCCGAGUUGAAGCAUGUUCUGGCUGUAUUGGAUGAUCUUUCUGCUGAAGAAUUAGGUGAAAAGAUUAGGGAGUAUGGGAUUGUUGCUCCUGAUACUAAGAACCCACUUUCUGAUCCUUACCCUUUCAAUCUCAUGUUCCAAACAUCAAUUGGUCCGUCCGGGUUGAGCCCUGGGUUUAUGCGCCCUGAGACGGCUCAAGGCAUAUUUGUCAACUUCAAGGAUCUCUUUUACUAUAAUGGGAACAAGCUCCCUUUUGCUGCAGCGCAAAUUGGUCAGGCGUUUAGAAAUGAGAUAUCUCCCCGCCAAGGUCUCCUAAGAGUUCGUGAAUUUACACUAGCCGAGAUUGAGCAUUUUGUGGAUUCUGACGACAAGUCACACCCCAAAUUUUGUGAAGUUUCCAAUUUGGAAUUCUUAAUGUUCCCAAGGGAAAAACAAGUGUCUGGACAACCCGCAAAACGAUUACGCCUUGGUGAAGCAGUUUCAAAGGGCAUUGUCAACAAUGAGACACUGGGCUAUUUUAUCGGAAGGGUGUAUCUUUUCUUGACAUGUCUGGGUAUUGACAAAGAUCGACUCCGUUUUAGGCAGCACCUGGCCAAUGAGAUGGCUCAUUAUGCAGCAGACUGUUGGGAUGCUGAAAUUGAAUGCUCUUAUGGCUGGAUCGAGUGUGUUGGUAUUGCAGAUAGAUCUGCAUAUGAUUUGAGAGCUCACACGGAUAAGAGUGGUGUUGCCCUCGUGGCGCAUGAAAAAUUUUCAGAACCAAAGGAAGUGGAGAAACUUGUUAUUGCUCCAGUUAAAAAGGAGCUGGGCCUUACAUUCAAGGGUGACCAGAGGAUGGUUUGUGAAGCACUGGAGGUCAUGAGUGAAAAAGAAGCUAUGGAAAUGAGAGCCAAUUUGGAGUCCAAGGGGGAAGCGGAGUUCCAUGUAUGCACUCUUGCGAAAGAUGUCACCAUAAAGAAGAACAUGGUGACAAUCUCCAAGGAGAAAAAGAAGGAACAUCAGAGGGUUUUCGUUCCGUCAGUGAUUGAGCCAUCUUUUGGUAUUGGACGGAUAAUCUACUGUCUUUAUGAGCAUUCAUUCUACACAAGGCCUAGCAAGACUGGUGAUGAGCAGUUAAAUGUUUUCCGCUUCCCUCCGCUCGUGGCACCGAUCAAAUGCACAGUGUUCCCACUAGUGCAAAAUCAACAAUAUGAGGAAGUUGCUAAACACAUUGCCCAAAUAUUAACUGCUGCUGGGAUAUCAUAUAAGAUUGAUAUGACAGGUACAUCUAUUGGGAAGAGAUAUGCUCGAACAGAUGAACUUGGUGUACCAUUUGCCAUAACAGUGGAUGCAACUUCCUCAGUGACAAUCCGGGAGAGGGACAGCAAAGUUCAGAUCCGAGUUAAUGUGGAGGAGGUAGCAAGCGUAGUGAAAGAGGUGACUGAAGGCCACAGCACUUGGAAUGAUAUGCUCUCAAAAUACCAUAAUCCAUCUGCGCUAGAUGAUGAAUGAUUUCAAGAGUACAUUUUCUGCUAUUUUGCAUGUGAACUAUAUUCUUCAACCCCAAUACAUUUUGAUUUUAUAAGGUCGGGGAAAGCACACAAAGGAAAAGUUAUCCUUUUGGAUUUUUUUUUU
This is a messenger RNA of Theobroma cacao (cacao), 2111 nucleotides long. Its product is annotated as glycine--tRNA ligase, mitochondrial 1-like. The record is from RefSeq and is a predicted model, not a curated record. Gene Ontology annotation, biological process: mitochondrial glycyl-tRNA aminoacylation. NCBI's taxonomy places the organism in Eukaryota, Viridiplantae, Streptophyta, Magnoliopsida, Malvales, Malvaceae. Gene Ontology annotation, cellular component: mitochondrion; cytoplasm. Gene Ontology annotation, molecular function: glycine-tRNA ligase activity; ATP binding.